Messenger RNA from Paralichthys olivaceus (Japanese flounder), 1550 nucleotides. RefSeq names its product forkhead box G1b (gene foxg1b). Gene Ontology annotation, cellular component: nucleus. Gene Ontology annotation, biological process: regulation of transcription by RNA polymerase II. Gene Ontology annotation, molecular function: DNA-binding transcription factor activity; sequence-specific double-stranded DNA binding. The record is from RefSeq and is a predicted model, not a curated record. Lineage: Eukaryota; Metazoa; Chordata; Actinopteri; Pleuronectiformes; Paralichthyidae.
UCCAUGCCUCUCUCAUCCUGACCCUCCUUUCUCUCUCCUCUGUCUCUCUUUCGUUUCCAGCCCGGAUCACGGAGGAGGACGAGCUUGGAGUUCUUCUUCUUCUUCUUCUUCUUCUUUUUUGUUUGUUAUUAUUUACUCCUGGUCGCAGGAGAGCCACCGGGCAUGGAGGAUGUAAAAGACUCGCCGACCGUCCACCGGUCCUCCUCCUUCAGCAUCAAGAGCCUCCUGCUGCCCUCCAAGUGCGACAGACCCGACUCCGUUGCCGCUGCCGCCGGUGUCCCCGGGACCUUCUCCCCGUCACCGGGCUCCGACUCUGAGAGGUCGCUGGACCCGCCGGAGGUGGACUCCACGGCCGCGGCUCUGGACCCGGAGAAACCGGGCAAGGAGGAGCACGGGGACGAGGAGGGGGACGGAGGAGGAGGCGGAGAGGGGGACGGUGCCAAGGCGACGCAGGAGCAGAACAGUACCGGUACCAACAGCGGGAAAAACGGGAAAUACGACAAACCUCCGUUCAGCUACAACGCGCUGAUCAUGAUGGCCAUCAGACAGAGCCCCGAGAAGAGGCUCACCCUGAACGGCAUCUACGAGUUCAUCAUGAAGAACUUCCCGUACUACCGGGAGCACAAGCAGGGCUGGCAGAACUCCAUCCGCCACAACCUCAGCCUCAAUAAGUGCUUCGUCAAGGUGCCCAGACACUACGACGACCCGGGGAAGGGCAACUACUGGAUGCUGGACCCCAGCAGCGACGACGUGUUCAUCGGGGGAACCACCGGGAAGCUCCGGCGGCGCUCCGCCACCUCCCGGGGCAAACUGGCGAUGAAGCGCGGGCUGCGCUUCGCUCCUCUCGGGUUGGGGAUUAACGAGCGGGCGAACAACCCGCUGUACUGGCAGAUCUCUCCGUUCCUCUCCCUGCACCAUCACCACCACCACCACCCGCACUACAACGGAUCCUCACCCGGCUUUUUGAACCAGGCUGCGGGCUACGGGUCGCUGCUGCCCGCGGUGGAGCAGCUGAGUAACGGGGACCUGGGGCGCUCCAUCCUCGGCGGGUCGGCCGCGGGGGCGCUGGGCCUGACGAACAGUUACGGGAUGAGCACGUCUCCGGUUGGGCUGCUCUCCGGGCAGACGGCCGGGUACUUUGUCUCAGGGACACAACACUCGGCUGCGGGACCGACGGGAGGAGGAGGAGGAGGAGGACCUCCGCCGCCGCCGCACCUCCAGCAGGGCGCUCCGGGGUUCGGCGGCCUGGCCUCCAGCAGCUCCCCGCAGUCCCUGCUCUCAGACUCCCUCAGAAACAGCUCCAUACCGGCCUUCUCCCCGGGCGUGUCCGCGGGGUUCCCCGGGAUGCUGUCCCAUCAAAAGAGGGUGACUCCAAACGCUUUCCUAAACUGAACUCCCCCCUCCUCCCCCCUCACCGUCCCCCCUCCGCGGAUGGCACCGGGACGAGGACGCGCAGGAGACGUGACGUUAAGGGCCCAGAGAGAAAGUGGUAAAUAUCAAACUGUGGUCCACGUGAGGUGGACGUGUCCCCGAGCUUCUGUCCCCGAGCU